Molecule: messenger RNA, 1595 nt
Organism: Coccinella septempunctata (seven-spotted ladybird)
Lineage: Eukaryota; Metazoa; Arthropoda; Insecta; Coleoptera; Coccinellidae
Gene: mRpL38
Product: 39S ribosomal protein L38, mitochondrial
Exons: 2
Coding region: 103-1323 (406 amino acids)
Cellular component (GO): mitochondrial large ribosomal subunit
Source: RefSeq, a predicted model, not a curated record
UGUGGAUAACCUCACAUAUCAAAUGUCAAAUAUAACAUUUUAAACCUAAACGGAGACAACCUGAUUUACCUGAUCUUAAUUCUUAAAUGACUCUUGAAUAAGAUGAGUCUACCCUCUCUGCAUCACUUUCGCUUUUCCAAUUUAGUACUGAAAACCGCUAUUGGGCUUCAAAUAUGUCCAAAAAGAUAUGGACAUCAUAUAAGAGGAAAACCUCCAGGCAAAGCGCGAAGCAUUGAUCAAAGAUUAGAAGAACUCAAUUAUAAAGACCCUGAACUGUCCAGACGCAUUGACAUAGGAUUACCGUUAGGUAGACCGAGUGAGAAAACUAAGCAAAAACAAAUAGAAUUUCUGAAAAAUGUCCGACAAAAUAUGAAAAUGGAAAAGGAAUCUAGGAAUAAAACAUUGAGGAUUGAUUUGGAUGAAACUUACAAAGAAUGGUCAGCAACAGUAGCACCACAGUUUAUAAAAACUAUUGCCGAUCACUAUGGUAUAUUCAGAGACCUUUAUGGAGACGCCUACUUCAAUCCAAAAGUAGCUUUAAAUGUCUCAUUUUCUUCUGGUGAUGUUUUACACCCAGUAUACUAUGGUAAUACGAUUAAACCUAGUGAUGCCCAAGAGAAACCUCAAUUGAGUUUUGUCUGUGAAAAAGAUACUUUAUGGACAUUAAUCUUAACCAAUCUUGAUGGACAUUUUACUGAAAGUGAGAAGGAAUAUGUGCACUGGUUUGUCGGUAAUAUUCCAGAGGCAAAUAUAGAGGGAGGUGAAACUAUAGUUAAUUAUUUACAACCCUUCCCACCUAAAGGUACUGGGUACCAUAGAUUUGCAUUCGUUUUGUAUAAACAAGACAAAAGAAUUGACUUUUCCAAUUUGAGAUGUAAUGAUAUUAGCGAUUAUGAUUUACAAGCAAGAACUUUCUCUACUCUAGAGUUUUAUAGACAGCAUCAGGAUCAUAUGACACCAGCAGGCCUAGCAUUCUUUCAAUCUCAUUGGGAGGCAUCACUGAAAGAUUUUUAUCAUGAUAAAUUACAAAUGAAGGAGCCUAGGUUUGAAUAUGAUUUUGAGCCACCCUACAUUCGUCCUCAGGAAUGGUUCCCCUUACGCAUGCCCUUCAAUCUGUACAUGGAUAAAUACAGAGAUCCCAAAAAAAUCAACAAAGAAUUUCUUGAGAGGAAGAUGCAGAAAGUGCAUCCAUUCAAAGAUCUAUCAACUCCUCUUCCAUUUCCUAAUGCAGAACCAUGGAGCAAACAAUACAUACCUUCAUGGUUGAAAUUGGAAAUUACAAAGUCUAGGCUUAAAUGGGGUAGAAUUAAUGACAUUGAAUGAAUAAAAAUAAUGUAUAUAUGCUUCUAGAGAAAAUUUCCUCAUUUUGAAUUAUGUUUCAGUGAACCUAACUUUUGUAUUUAAAUUCAGUUGAUGAAUUGAAUAUUGUACUAUACCUGUCCUUUAAUUUCUAUUUCAUUAACUUUGUAAAUUUAAAGAAAAUUUAUGAAAGAAUGAAUAUCAUCAGAGUUAAUGUGAUGUAAGAAUUGAACACACUGUAUUCUGCUGAAAAUAAAAAUAUUGAUUGAAUAAAUGAAUUAAUCAUCUUAGAAAAA